This is a messenger RNA of Drosophila rhopaloa, 6118 nucleotides long. RefSeq names its product chromatin modification-related protein eaf-1. The record is from RefSeq and is a predicted model, not a curated record. The transcript is spliced from 11 exons. Gene Ontology annotation, molecular function: DNA binding; chromatin binding. Gene Ontology annotation, cellular component: chromocenter; nucleus. NCBI's taxonomy places the organism in Eukaryota, Metazoa, Arthropoda, Insecta, Diptera, Drosophilidae. The coding region runs from base 436 to 5271 and encodes 1611 amino acids.
UCACAAUUGUUGUUGUCGCGGUCGGAAAAGUGCACGGAGGUACGGUCAGCGCCCGUCGAUUUUCCGUUAAAUACAGCAUAAAAAUUCCAAAACAAAUGCGCGCACUCUCCGCAGCAAAAAAAGCUCCGUAAUUAGCAAAAAACAACAACACAACACGCAGCUCAAGUAGAAAAGUCGUUGUCGCACUAUUACAGCAAAUAGAAGCAGUGUGGCAUAUAAAAUAAUAAUAAUACAGAAAAAAAAGUGAAAUUAAGUGUUUUAAAAAAAGAAACCAUAAAAACAUGAACAUGACAUGGCCGCGUCUCGUUUACACAAUAACUCAAAAUUAAUUUAAUAUGCUGGCAAAUGAGCAAAGCGAAAAGCACGCUAAAAGUAUCUUGAAUUUUUGCAGGCCCUGAAUCGCGGAGGAGCUACUAAACGGCUGCUGUUAUCGCCAUGGCCGCCGCUUCUGCUGGUCAGCAACAGCAGCAACAUCAGCACCAGCAUAAACUCAAUAUUGCUGGGAGUGCUGAGACUGUGGCCAGCGAAAUGCAUCACCAGCAGCAGCAGCAGCAGCAUCAACAGAUCAACAUGUUCAAGCAGCAGCAGCAAAUGUUGCCGAUGCAUCAACAGCAGAUACAGCAACAGCAGCAACAUCAUCAGUUUUUCCAGCAGCAGCAGACAAAAUUUGUAUCGCGGGUCGUUACAAGCGCAUCGAUGCAACAGCAGCAGCAGCAACAUCAGCAGCAUUCGCAACAGAUAUUACCAGCUGGCUUGGUAAAUGGCAAUGGCAACGGCAACACGAUGCAACAACAACAGCAGCGCACCAGUCAGCAGCACAUAUUUGUCUGCCCCACUAGCAACCAGCAACUCCUGCUGCAACAUCAACAACAGCAGCAGCAGCAACAACAACAACAGCAACAAACCAAACAGCGCCAGGCGCAAAUAAAGUUGCCAAUAAAGUCAACGGUGGCACCAGGAGUAACGGCAGCAACUGUUGCUGCUGCUGCGGCAACGCAUUGCAUGCCGACAACCAUUGCAUCGCGUCAAAUGAGUCAGAACAAUCAGCUCUAUGCGAAGAAUGUUGCCAAAGCCAACAAUGCCAGUAGCAAUAGUAGUAGCAACAAGAAGACGACUAGCUACAAUGGAAAUUUGGCCCCUGGCUGGCGUCGCUUAACCAACAACAAUGAGGUGGCCUACAUCAGCCCCUCGGGCAAAACGAUGCGUACACAGUUCCAGAUCAAGGACUAUCUGCUCACUCAGGGUACCUGCAAGUGCGGCCUGCCGUGUCCGCUGCGCCCCGAAUACCUAUUCGACUUCAAUGCCCAGGUGCCCAACAUGCCGCUUAAGUUGCCAACGGAGGCGCCAACGUCAAUGCCAACACCUUGCCUGCAUCAGCGGCGAUUUCUUGAAUCUCAGCAGCUCCAGUUGCCACAACAACCGCAGCAGCAGCAGCAGCAGCAGCAAUCCCAACUGCAACCUCAAUCGCAACUGCAACAGCAACAUCUACAGCAUCCGCAGCAGCAACAACAACAACAGCAACAGCAAAGUGCUGUCAAAGAUGUAUCUGUAGCCGUAUCCGUAUCUGGGCCAGCACCUGUCAGCGAUGUGUUCUCCUCGCUGAUGACAUCGACGGCGAGAACGGCGACAACGGCAACACCAACAGCAGCAACAUCCACGCCAGCAGCAACAUCACCGGCCCAAGUGGCAACCACCACCACAACACAUGAAUUGGCCAACAAAGACGCUGAUUGCCACAAAUACGGCAAUAACAAAUUACCUGCCUCGGUCCGGACCACGACCACGCCCACGCCGGCCCCAACGCCUACGCCCCCGCUUCCAAGUGCGAUGCCAACUAGUCAAGCAUUAACAUUAGGCGGAGUACCAGUUGGCGGCGUCCCCAAGCGUCUUGCUGCGGGACAUGUGAUAAAGCAGCCAACCGGCGCUCUAGCUCCUCCGGCAACGCCACCACCCGCUUCCGGAGGCUCCACCACCGUCAUCCAGCAACAGCCUAACUUCAAGGACGACCCUGCAGGCUAUCUGCAGCAGCAAACAGCUCUGCUGCAUAGCAGCCUGGGAGUUGGCUUGGAUGGGGCUAAAACGGUGGCACCAACUUCCGCUGCGAGAGCUCUGCCGCAAGAGCCCGUCGUACACAGCUCCCAGCAGCAGCAACAUCAACAGCAGCAACAUCAACAACAGCAGCAGCAACAUCAGCAGCAUCAACAGCAGCAUCAACUGCAGCAGCAGCAUAUGAUUGGAAUGAGUUCACAGCAAGAACCGACUCAGGAAAUCCUCCUGCAGCAGAAGAUCCGUCGCCUGUCGGUCUUUGGCAAAUGGGAAAUGGAUUCAGCACCUGCUGUUAAUUCUCAACGGGCCACUGGUGCCCGCUCCUUGCAGGUGGACACCGCCGCCUUUGCCCGACCCCAGAAACCGCAGAUUACCAGCGUAACAAUGGUGCCAGCUCCCCAGGAGUCCCCAGUAUCGAGUAGUGCAACCGAGCCGCUGGAGAAGCGACCCGAGCAAGUGGGAGCCAUAUCCACCAGUCACGAGAGUCCGCGACAGAGCCUGUCCUCGCCCUCGGAUUCAGUUGAUUCGGCCAAGAGCACGCCAUCUGCUUCGCCCAAGCCCCAGAUGCAUGUUCAGCUGCAGCCACAGCUGCUGCAGAUGCGCACACAUACCCAGGCGAAUCUUCCAGCUCCAUCGCCCGUUUCCGUGCCUGCCCACGUCCGUGUGAUGCGCCAGCAGCAGGCCCAGAUUAUUCCCGGCCAGCGGAUACCAGUGGCCAGCAGCAGUGCAGCAAUGGCCACUAUGACCAGAAGCAUAGUUACAUCAUCAGCGGGCCCAACUACGAUUACAGGCCGGCCAGUAACCACCACGUUGACCAGCUCAAAUCCCACUGUGGCGCAGCUGCAAUCGAUGGCAAAUGCAAUGAGUGGAGCAGGAGGUGGUGGGCAGUUAAUAAUGACAUCCUCGGGCCAACUACUGGUCAUACCCACGCCCAAUAAACAAACUGCGCAGCAUCACCGUCCUGGUCAGCCCGGACAAGGAGUCAUCAUCCAGCAGCAGCAGCCUGCGGAGUUGCAUCCACAGCCAGGAGGAGGUUAUAUUGUCAGCCAACCCGCUCCAGUGGCGGCAGCCAGUUCCAGCAGUAGCAGCAGUACUGUGAUCUUGAACUCUGGUGGUGCCAAGCUGCUGCACCAUCAAAUUAUUACUUCGCAGGCCGGUCAGAUAAAUCAGGCGACUGGAGGAGGGCCAGGAAAUCAACCGCAGACAGUGUUGCUAAAUACGCUGCCCAACGGAGGUUACAUCGUCCAGCAGCAACAGCAAUCGCAGACGCUUCAGCAGGCUGAACAGACCUUGGCCAUGCCCCAGCCACCUCCAGCGCAAACCCUUAUCAUCAGUUCGCCGGAUACCAAGCGAAGGGCGCGAAAGCGCAAGAGCUCUAUUUGCCAUACACCGCCGCCGAGUGGCUCGCCCGCCAAAACUAUAUCGCCCCAGAUCUCGCCCAGCAUCCCGAGCCAGGCACCAGCUAUGCUCCACCAGCAGGCGGCUGCAGCUAAUCCUCAGUUCCAACAGCAGUUCCAGUUGAGUCCUGGCAUCCAGGGAAUCGUGGUGAACAAGCCCAAUCCUCCGCAGGCCCAGCAAACGCAGCAACUCUUGCUGCAGAACGGUCAGAUCCUUCAGCAAGUUAAUCUCAUUGGACAGCAGCUUCUCAUGCCGGCCGGGUUGGUGAUGGGACCGGAUGCUACUCUGCUACAGAUCCAGAACAUGCCCACCACCAGUCUGAUGACGCCGCAGGGCCCUGUGAUGCUGCGUACGCCAUCGCCGCAGAGCAAGCCCUCGUUCAUCUCCCCGGGCGCCGGUGGUCAGCAGUACUUAGUGGGUGCCAAUGGGCAGCUGAGCCCCAUCGGGCAGAUCUACUCCACGCCCAUGGGUCUGGUGAUGCCGACUGGGCAGCAGGGAGGUGCCUCGUUUGUGCAGGCUAGUCCCACAACUACCACCAUCCAAAUCCAGCAGCAGCCAGCCCCUCAGGCCACGCAGAUUAGUUUGCAGCCGGCACAGGCUACCUACCUGACGGAGACGUCGAUGAGUCGCCAGGGAACGGCGUCCAGCCCGCCGGACACCACCACCUGCAGUCCACGGAGCCCGGAGCGACCUCCUAGUCAUCGUAGCAGUGGAAGCGAUAUGGUUCAAUGUGUAUCUAGUUCGGAACCUGAUGCGGCUGUUUCACCCCAAAGCGUGGAGAGUAGGCAGUCACCAUCUUCAACGGACUGUGAGAGAAGCAUAUGCAACAACAAUCUGUUUACCCAGCCCAGCGGAAUAUACAAGCACUCGGAGCCCAAGAUCAGGCGUAUUCACAUCACCUCGCAGGCGACGGCCGAGAACGGGAUUAGUCUGAUGCAGGGUCAAGAGUCGCCCACAACAACGCAGCAGCUUUCCUCGGGUCCAACCACUCCGAUCCAGGAUGCACCACCAACGGUCGAGAAGGCGGUAAUCCGGACGCCCACGAAACGUACGCGUCGACCGCAGCGAGGGGCAGUCCGUGCUACGCCCUCGGCGGCCGGUAGCCGCUUCCUGUUGCCACCGCGCUCCUUCGCCAUUGGGGAACUGAUCUGGGGUCCGGCCCGGGGCCAUCCCGCCUGGCCCGGGAAGAUCGUCAAGAUGCCCGACGGAGUGUGCACGCCGUCGCAGCAGUUCGACCACGUGUGGGUUCAGUGGUUCGGCGGCGGCGGGCGCUCCACCUCCGAACUGAUUCCGGUCAACUCGUUGCAGAGUCUCUCCGAGGGUCUGGAAGCACAUCACAAGGCCCAGAAGGAUACGAGAAAGAGCCGCAAACUGAACUCGCAACUCGAGCGGGCCAUACAAGAAGCAAUGACUGAGUUGGAUAACAUUUCAGCCUCCUCGACUCCCGCAGCCACAUCCUUAUCCUCAGCCACCACAGCUGCUGUUCCACCAUCAGGGCCAGCUGUAAUUGGCGGACAACAGCAAUAUCAGCAGCAGCAGUCGCCCUCUUCAACGAACAACAAAAUAAAUGGACUCGCGCGGAGCAAACGCCAGGCCAACACAAGUGGGGCCAGCAUGGUGCUGACCACCAGCACGGCGGCCACAUUGAGUGGCCUCUUCAAUCAGCAGCGAGCCAAACCCAUACGGAUUGCUCCGGCUCCACCCGUGACCACAACGGGCCCAGGAAGCAUGGUAGCGAUACAAGGAGCUGGAGCGACCGUAGCCUCGGCUGGAACAGGGACAGGGAACAACCUGGCCCGUUCCGAGAUCCUCAAACUGGCCAAAUGACCAACACUGUCGGCGAUGUCGUCGACAGUAAGCACAGCCAACUACACGCUCGUCAUCGGGCACAAGUAGUGCGGGCCAUACAUAUAGCUAUCCAUAUACGAUACGAGUAUAGAGUUUAGUGUUAGAUGUCAGGCCUCAGCCUCGGAGUUUGUUGUUGUUUUGUGUUCUUUACCAGACUCUCACACGACUCCCCGCUUAGUUGCGUCGCUGGGCGGCGCGCGCCACACUUUCGAAAUAGACAAUAAAACAACAAGAUGAUGUUAAUGGAAAUCAAGUUACAAAGAAGAAUUCUAACCAUAAGCGAUAGGUUUUGCUUCUUAGAAAGCGCUUCGGCGCAAGUUUUGCGUUGUUUUGUAUAUAGUAAACACCCCAAGCUACAGAUGUUAGUAUUAAGUAUUUAUUUAUUGCAUAUAGAUCCUUGGUUUCUAUAGAUUUUGUUUUCGUUGCAAUUUUUAGACUUACCCAUUAUUUUUAUAAAUAGGUAGCUUAAGCUUUAGCCACUAAGUUAAAAACGGAUUAAUCAUCAAGAAAACAGAUCUACGCGAAAAUGCGUUUAACCAUUCAUUUGCUUGUUUAAGCACUUAACAUCAAAUCAAAAGCAGCUACUGAUUUUAAUUUAUUGUGUAUGCCGAAAAUGUUUUUAAGCUCUAGAAGAACAAAUUAUUUAUGUCAAAAACAAACAAACCCUGAGAAGCGAUGAAGGAAAAAAUGAGAGAAAUUAUAUUUAUAAAUUGUUAUUAUUUAUUUAGUUGAAACUAUUGUAAAAUUAUAAUUGUAAAACAAAAUACAAGAAACGAGAUCACACUUAGCGGAACCACACAAAAGAAAUAAAAAUUAAAAAAGAAAA